AUGCAUACAGAUAUAUCAGCUGCGCACUACAGUAAGCUUACUACUAUUAGGAAGCCGGUCACACCAACCACGGCCUACGGCCUCCUGCGAGAUGCGCAUAAUAUAGCUGCACUGCAUCCCGGACACCAAGGCCCGUUGGCCCCACUGCCCCUGUGCCGGGCCGCGGUGCGGGCUGCGACUGGCCGUAUCGUGGGCUCUGGAAGUUUGACUGGGCCCGGCUGGGUCUUCUGGGUCUUCUGGGUCCUGGCCCUAAACCCUGUUCCAGAAGCGAAGGCGAACCUCGACGUCAGUUUCGCCCCUCUCGCUGUACCCCAGCUCGGGGAAUCGCCUUAG
Molecule: messenger RNA, 333 nt
Organism: Penicillium cosmopolitanum
Lineage: Eukaryota; Fungi; Ascomycota; Eurotiomycetes; Eurotiales; Aspergillaceae
Exons: 2
Coding region: 1-333 (110 amino acids)
Source: RefSeq, a predicted model, not a curated record